CAGGUGAAGACCAAACCCUGCCACAGGGGUUGGAGAACAGCGGGCCUGCUGCUGUUGCUGACACUGGUCACUGCAGGAGCCAUGGCAGGAGGGCUUCUUGGCUUCACGUACAACCCUCCCAAGCCUUUGUUGCAGAUGCUCCGAAAGACCUCAAGCUCCAGGGUACCCUGGCCCAACCAAACCACUCUAGUGGACGUGGCCCAGAACAUGGCAACUAUAGUGGUGACUCCGCUUCAGAGCAACCACAGCUGGGCUGUGCUGUUUGACGGGCAAAGUGGCUACAUCUGUUACCGCCCUGCAGAGCACCAGGCCUGCUUCCUCCGGCUGAUGGAAGCCCAAGAUCGGGAGACCCUAAGGCUGCUGGUAAACACUUCCAGGGCCCAGGAGUCCCAUGUACCUGGCCAAGAGACCCACUAUGCGCAGGAGCUGCUGGCAGUUUUGGGGGGCCAAACUGUGGACCCUGCCCAAGUGGGAGCUUCGGUGCAACACCUUUGCGUGGACACUCCCAUCUACUGGGCCCGACGAGCAGAGGGGCCCCAGAGACAGCGGCUGAUCUACCUCUGCAUUGACAUCUGCUUCCCGAGCAACAUCUGUGUGUCUGUCUGCUUUUAUUACCUUCCAGACUAAGCCCCUUACAGAGCCCUCCCGGCUUUUGGUCCCCACAGGCCGCU
Molecule: messenger RNA, 671 nt
Organism: Microtus oregoni (creeping vole)
Lineage: Eukaryota; Metazoa; Chordata; Mammalia; Rodentia; Cricetidae
Gene: Bricd5
Product: BRICHOS domain containing 5
Exons: 5
Coding region: 82-627 (181 amino acids)
Biological process (GO): regulation of cell population proliferation
Source: RefSeq, a predicted model, not a curated record